This is a messenger RNA of Cynara cardunculus var. scolymus (artichoke), 567 nucleotides long. Its product is annotated as putative ripening-related protein 1. Bases 1 to 567 code for a protein of 188 amino acids. The record is from RefSeq and is a predicted model, not a curated record. The transcript has a single exon. Lineage: Eukaryota; Viridiplantae; Streptophyta; Magnoliopsida; Asterales; Asteraceae.
AUGAAGAACUUAUGCAUUGAUGCAUGCAUUCUUGCAUUUCUUGUUAUCCUGGUUGCCUUUCCACUGAAGAUUGAUGCUCAAACAUGCAAUCCAAGUGGUGGUAUAAGGGGAAGAAAACCACCUCCUGGACAAUGCAACACAGAAAACGACUCAGAUUGUUGUGUCCAAGGAAAGUUUUAUACCACUUAUACAUGCUCGCCUCCCGUGACAAGUGACACAAAAGCAACACUUACAAUAAACAGUUUCCAAAAGGGAGGUGAUGGAGGUGGCCCAUCAGAGUGUGACCACAAAUACCAUUCUGACGACACACCCGUUGUGGCACUGUCAACAGGUUGGUAUAAGGGAGGGGCUAGGUGUCAUAAUUUCAUCAAAAUCAAUGGUAACGGACGAAGUGUAAAAGCCAUGGUUGUAGACGAGUGUGAUUCCACAAUGGGUUGUGAUGAAGAGCAUGACUACCAACCUCCAUGCCCUAACGACAUUGUAGAUGCCUCUAAAGCUGUUUGGAAAGCAUUGGGUGUAUCAGAAGACAAUUGGGGAGAUUUAGAUAUCUCAUGGUCAGAUGCAUAG